Closterium sp. Naga37s-1 is the source of this 477-nucleotide messenger RNA. Lineage: Eukaryota; Viridiplantae; Streptophyta; Zygnematophyceae; Desmidiales; Closteriaceae. The record is from the annotation of a GenBank genome assembly.
AUGCGAUCUCGCCGACGCGUCACCGUCCGCGCAUCGCAUCCGCUGCGUGCUGCGGACUUGGCAGACGUUAAAACCCGGCUCUCCUCGACAUGUCCACAACCACGGCCCACGGGUGUUGACGGCACGUCUCCCCCUGCCUGGACCAGCAGUGGCGCCGCAUCCUCGUCCUCCCCUGGCAGUAACAACCCCAUGGGGCGCGCGUGGGGCCGCCUGCAGCGCGCAGUGGGGGUGAGGCGCCCUGCUGCCGGCGCGGCAGGGCUGAACACUUUCACUCUCACGGGCGUGUGGCGGGCCGCUGGCACUGUUGCUGCUGCUGCUGACGGCGGCGUGCAGACGGUGAGGGAUGUGGCGCUGGCUGUUGCAGUGCAGCCCAGUGUGUUCUAUGCUGUGGUGGCGUCUCCGGGAUUUGAGGCGGGCGCUGCUAGGGGGCAGUUUCAGAAGGCGCCCAAAGAAUGGGCGUUUCGGCUGAGGAAGUGA